CCCACCGCCGCGCACGUGACGAGCGCUGCCUGCGAUGACCUCAUCCCUGGUGUGGGAUGACGUCAAAUUCAAGAUGGAUGGAAUCACAGCGGCAGCGGCGGCUGCGGGUUGCGCUAGCCGAGUGUGAGAGGAAAGGGACCAGGCACCUGCCCCGGGGCUGAAGAGUGGUGAGUAACCGUCACGUCUCGCGCCCUCGAAGGACGUUGGGCCCUGUUGGGGGUUACGGCCUCCCCGCAAAACGCGGCCUUUCCUGACGUAACUCUGAGGUGAUUUCUCUCCUUUUUUCCUCCCCCAGUGGGUUGCGGGCGCCCGGCCCUUCUACGCGUGCGCGGGGCCGCGGUCCUCACCGAGCAUGCUCAGACUCCCACGUAGCCUAGCGUGCCUUUACACUGCGCAUGCUCUGUGCCCGCACUUGGCUUCACCCUCACUGCUGCGCAUGCUCAGCCUCCGGGCCCGCUGAGCUGCUCACCCUGACCAGGAUGGCCUGGGUAGCCAGGGAGUGGAGUCUCGGGACGCGCGCCCCUAGAGAGCCGUUGAGAUGCCGCUGCGGGCAAGGGCACAUUCAGGGCCUGGCAGCACGCGCGCGCGAGACCGGGGAGCUGGGCGGCACCCCGCACCUGCCGCGGCUGGAACAUGACAGCCUGUCGGCCAGCCCCUCCGCGGACACCUCCUGAGCCCAUGCAGACCCUGCCUCCCUGUCCCCCCUCCCCCGAGAAACACCCUCCUCGCCCAGGGACAUAGCGCGGAAGACCUUACUGCAGCCCACACGUCCGUGUCUCCCUGUCUCCUAGGCCUGAUUAUUAGGAGCAUCUCAAGUGCCCCUCUAAAGAGACCGCACCGUGUAAUCAAAGAACCAUGCACUGUGCGGCCCCGAGGCCCUGGGUACUGGAGAACCACACACUGUAGCACUUUGUAGGGGGCCUUAGACAGGUUCUCCUUGAGGUUGCCUGACACAGGGGCGGUGUUGAGGGGCACUGAGCAGCCCUCCAAAGCCUGGAAUUUUGUGUUGGUGCAUGAACUCCAAUUGUCUCUAUGUCUUCGGACAUCUGUGUUACAGCAUAGUCCGGUGAUUGUUCAUCAGCAUGACCCUGAGUCAUGAGUUCCUGGAUUUGUUUCAUGAUCCUCCCACCUUGUUUAAGAGGGCGAAAAAUAGGUUAAUCCAUUUUAGCGUUUCCACCAAAAACCCUCCUCCAUGUCUGGUAAUUAAUCAUCACCCUUAAUCAAAUCCCUAAAUAUUGACAUUAAAUGAGAAAUUUGGCUUACUUAAAAGUGGCUCUAAUUCAGCCCAUGCACUUAACAGUAUAGCGUUUUUAUUUAGUGGAAGUAUAGGGAGCAUCGUUCUGCAGAAAUAGAAAUUGUCGAUAGAAGAUCACCCUCAGAAAUUGACAGUAUUAUGUAGUGGGGGAAAUUAGGUAUAGGAACACUAAAAGCAACAAAAGAGUUAACAUAGAGGUCUCCAGACAAGGAGAUAACUUGAGAAGCCAUUUUAGUUGUUCCUGUACUAGAGCUGACUGAGGGCUGGAUUUACAGGUAUCAGAGAUGGGCCAAAGGGCAAUGAAAAGAGAAUAACUUUCUGCCUGAGGACACCUGGCUGGCAUCACCUCAACCUAAGGAGACAAUGUAUGAAGACAAGCAGUCACAGGAAUGUGAGGUGCAGGAGAACAGGAAGCCAGCCAGCAAGCUCACCUCCCAUCAUCAGCACCUCUUACGAUGCACAGUGUACAGCGGGCUCCCAAACACUCGGGAGAGGAAGAGAGAAGGAAGAUGUGUACUUGCCAGAUAAACUGCAGGAUGGAGGGACUGCUGCAUUACAUCAACCCAGCACAUGCCAUCUCUCUGCUCAGCGCCCUCAAUGAGGAGCGCCUCAAGGGACAGCUGUGUGAUGUACUCCUGAUUGUUGGGGACCAGAAGUUCCGAGCUCAUAAGAACGUCUUGGCUGCCAGCAGUGAGUACUUCCAGAGUUUAUUCACGAAUAAGGAGAACGAGGCACAGACUGUCUUUCAGCUGGACUUCUGUGAGCCUGAUGCUUUUGACAACGUUCUGAACUACAUUUACUCUUCCUCCCUUUUUGUGGAGAAGGGCAGCCUUGCUGCUGUGCAAGAGCUGGGGUAUAGCCUUGGUAUCUCCUUCCUGACCAACAUCGUUGCCAAAGCCCCUCAGGCUCCUUUUCCAGCCUGUCCCAACAGGAAAAGAGUGCCGGUGGAAGAUGAUGAGACCAGCUCUCAAAAGCGAAGUGUCAUCGUGUGUCAGGGCAGAAGCGAAGUGCCAGGGAAAGCCAGUGGUCCAGCCGUGCAGGACCUCAGCCUUGCUGCCCGGUCCUCCCCGAGUGGUGCAGUCAAGACCAGCACCAAUAAGCCACAUGUGGCCAAGCCGCCAGAGCAGCUUCACAGUCUGUCCUUAACUGAAAAGAGUUGGCCGAAGGAUAGUGCUGCGGUAUAUGCAAAGUCUCUGGAACAGCCUGGGGCUUUGGAUGAUCCUAACAGGGGCAGUUUGGUUAAGAGAAACGCAGUCCUACCCCCAAAGCCUUCACAAGACAGGGAGGCCACGGACGAUAAGCCUGGGGUGAGCAGCCAGCUUCCCAAGGGGAAGGCUAUAGAGCUGGCUCUGAAGAGACCACGGCCACCUGUUCUGUCUCUUCGUAGCUCAUCUGAGACUCCAUAUCUCUUAAAAGAAACUAGCAAAGGAGGUGGUCAGGGGGAGGAUAGGAACUUGCUGUACUACUCUAAGCUAGGCCUGGUGGUUCCAUCCAGUGGGCCUGCUUCUGCAAACCAGAGCAUUGACAGAAGUGGCCCAUUAGUGAAAAGCCUCCUCAGGCGGUCACUGUCUAUGGACAGCCAGGUUCCUGUUUACUCCCCCUCUAUAGAUUUAAAGUUAUCCCAGGGAUCAUCCACAGCAGCAAAUGAGGCACCAGGCAGUGUGUUCUGUGCAGUGUCUCAAAAGUCAUCUUUAAAAGAUGGCAGUGAAAAAAAAGCCCUGGAUGACAGGCCUCAAGCUCUCCAGCCUCAUCGCCUCAGGUCCUUUAGUGCUUCUCAGUCAACAGACAGGGAGGGGACCUCCCCUGUGACUGAGGUGCGCAUUAAGACUGAGCCUAGCAGCCCUCUGUCGGACCCUUCAGACAUCAUCCGGGUCACCGUGGGAGAUGCAGCAACGGCUACAAGAGACCUGCCCCUCAAAGCAGAGGAAGACCAGAGGGAUAUUAGCAGACUCCCAGCAAAGAGAAGGUUCCAGGCAGACAGAAGGUCACCCUUGAAGAAAGCAAGGGCAAAUGAGCAUGGGCCUUCUGUCUCAGAAGAGAACUGUGAGGAGGACAGGAGCCCUCCUUCCCUUGACAGCAACUUCCCAGAUUCUGAAUUAAACAGAGAGGAGUUUGGUGAGUUGGAGGGGACGAGACCAAACAAAAAAUUUAAAUGCAAACAUUGCCUUAAGAUUUUUAGAUCAACCGCGGGUCUUCACCGCCAUGUUAACAUGUACCAUAACCCAGAGAAGCCUUACACUUGUGACAUCUGUCACAAGAGGUUUCAUACCAACUUCAAAGUGUGGACACACUGUCAGACCCAACACGGCAUAGUGAAGAACCCAUCGCCAGCCUCUAGUUCCCAUGCAGUUUUGGAUGAGAAAUUCCAAAGAAAACUGAUUGACAUAGUGAGAGAGAGGGAGAUUAAGAAGGCCCUGAUCAUUAAGCUGAGGCGCAGCAAGCCUGGCUUCCAGGGACAGAGUAGCUCCCCAGCACAGCAAGUCAUCAAGAGGAACUUGCGCUCCCGAGCCAAAGGGGCCUACAUUUGUGCCUACUGUGGCAAGGCAUACCGUUUUCUCUCUCAGUUUAAGCAGCACAUAAAGAUGCACCCGGGAGAGAGGCCCCUCGGAGUGAGCAGAGCUGCUAAGCCGAAAGAGCGGGCUCUGGCACACGCGGUAGAGAGCAAGGAGGUUUACCCGUGCCGCCUCUGUAAUGCUAAGCUCUCUUCUCUUCUAGAGCAAGGCAACCACGAGCGCUUGUGCCGGAACGCCACCGUUUGCCCUUACUGCAGCCUCAGGUUCUUCUCCCCCGCGCUGAAGCAGGAGCAUGAGGACAGGUGUGAGUACAAAAAGCUGACCUGCCUGGAGUGUAUGCGCACCUUCAAGUCUUCCUUCAGCAUCUGGCGGCACCAGGUAGAAGUGCACAACCAGAACAACAUGGCUUCAGCAGAGAACAUCUCCUUGCCCACCCUGGACCACAACGGUGAAGUGGCAGCUGCUUCCAGGCCUCAGGCUGAGCCUACCAAGGUAAACCAUGCGGCUGCUCCAAAAGAGGACACAGCGUUUAGUGACUCUUCAGAGCAAGUGAACUUCGAUUCUGAGGAUUCCUCCUGCCUCCCUGAAGACUUGAGUCUUUCAAAGCAACUGAAAGUCCAAGUCAAAGAGGAGCCUGUGGAGGAGGCUGAGGAGGAGGCUCCUGAGGCCAGUGCAGCUCCCAGGGAGGCUGGCCCCAGCAAGGAGGCUGGUCUGUGGCCUUGCGAGAAAUGUGGGAAGAUGUUCACAGCACACAAGCAGCUGGAGCGACACCAGGAGCUGCUGUGUUCCGUGAAGCCCUUCAUCUGCCAUGUGUGCCACAAAGCCUUCCGUACCAACUUCCGGCUUUGGAGUCACUUCCAGUCCCACAUGUCUCAGGCCACAGAGGAGCCUGCACAGAAAGAGGCUGAGGUGUGUCCUGUGCCCACAAACUCCCCAUCACCACCACCUCUGCCUCCUCCACCACCCUUGCCCAAGAUCCAGCCUCUGGAGCCCGACAGCCCCACAGGCCUUCCUGAGAACCCAACCCCAGCCACAGAGAAGCUGUUUGCACCCCAGGAGUCAGACACCCUCUUCUACCACGCCCCUCCCCUUUCAGCAAUCACAUUUAAAAGACAGUUCAUGUGCAAGCUCUGCCAUAGGACAUUCAAGACCGCCUUCAGUCUUUGGAGUCAUGAGCAGACACACAAUUAAAUGACUUACCCCUCUCACCUGUCAGAAAACAGCAGGCCCCUGGCUUGUGAACUGUGUCCUAAGACAGCAUUUUUUUUUUUUUUUAAAUAAAGGUUGGAAAUUGUUGUAUGAAUUUUAGGUUUGGGAUAAAUUGAUAUUGGCUUGAAAUGUCCUUAUAGCUUCAGAAACAAACUCUGAAAUAUUGUGGCUCUGGACCUCAGUCAGCAGAGGUUUGAUUCUGUUACUGUUGAAGUUGGGUUAAUGUUGGUGAAUUGCAUGGUUCCUCAUUCCAAGGUGUCACUAUAAUGACUUGAUUGAGGUUUUUGGUUUUUGUUUUCUGGGUAGUGGGAUACUAAGGUAUUGUUGGGUUUUUGGUUUUGGGUUUUUUAAUUUAUUAUUAUUUCAGACACCUAAGUUUGAGGUAACCCUUAGCCAUGUUUCUAAGGCCAAAAACAUAUGAGGAAGAAAGGGAGUUGUUUGCAGUAUUGAGUCAGAUUUUAGAAUACCUUAGCAAUAAGAAAAGACAAACCCUAACUUUAGUAAAUUAUCCUGACACUUGAUAAGACAAAUAUUUGGUAUUUUGUGGUCCUUUGAAACUUUCUUUUUGUAUGAAAAUUGUGAGAAUUUAAAUCAGCAAUAGUCACAAUUAGAUUUUUUAUGACAAGCUGUCAAUCACUUCGUAUAAUCAGUAAUGGUCAUGUGCUAAGGAGGGCAGAGAAAUGGAAGCAUGUUUGUGAAAAGCUCAACAGUCAGCAGCAACAGAUUAGUUGUGAAAGCCGCUGAACUCUGUGGUAUGCCCUCUGCAUUAUAGCGGCUUUCAAUGGGCACUUUAGAACUGACAGUGCUUGGUCUCCGCCAGCUUGAAACUCGGGUGUCGUUGGGAUAAGCAGUGCUAGCCAGCAUGAAGUUAUCGGUGCACAGCCUCACCACACCCUGGACCACCAUUCCUUCUAGGGGCUUCAGAGGUUGGAGGAAGUGCCACAUUGCAGCUUCCAUGUGCUUUCCAAGAACUGUAUGCACAACAUACACAUUUCUGCCUGUCUUUUGUGAGGAUGUCUAUGGGAGAUUGAAGUGGAUAGCAGUGAAAAUGUCACUAUCUGACAUGCAAACGUGUAUUAAAGCACUAGCAAAGGUCCAAAAUUAGUUUUUGCAAUUUGAUUUGGUACUUACGGUUUGGGUUUCUUUUUUUUCUGUUCCAUGUAGGUUAUAAUUAAAAGCCUCUCCAUAGGCAAUAUCCACAGUUCACUGUAUUUCAAAAAGGCAAAAUUUUGAUUUCACUCCCCCAACGGAGUAUCAUACCUGGAAAGGAAAUUAGGGAGAGACAAAUUCCCUAUUUACUUUUGCCAAGAGCUGUUUCUUUACAUUUUCAAGGUGUGCUCUAGCAGAGACACCACCCAUCUGCUCACCAGCAUUCUACACCCAUGGUAGCAAAGGCAGUCUUUAUAUUAAAACAAACAUUUUUAUAAAAUACUAAUUGACUUUAUAUACUAUAGAAGCUGUAUGUGGAAUUUUGACUUUUAUCCUUUCACUUGAAAAGGCUAUUGAAAAUCCCUAAACAUGUCUGCAUUUCCUAUUUUGUUCCUUAAAUUUUCAGAGAAGGGAAAUAAAAUUAGGUUGCAGUUACUGAUUCUUGCCAACUGCUUUUUUGAACUAUGCAUUUUAGAGAUGAACUAACAGUGUCCACCUUUUAAUGAAUGAAGCUAGUGCCAGGCUGUGUAGCUGUCCACUGCACUCAUUCCCUGUGGUGAGUGUCUGGUCUCUAAACACCUCGGAGUGUCACCUUAAGACCAUCUCCCUGCAUGGUUAUCUCCUGUGUAGCUACAGAGCGAUAAUCUCCAAACGGGGCAUUGCCAGCUCAGUGCUCCAGGACUUGAACCUAUGCUACAUUUUUGAAGAUUUAUAAAAUAACAUUGUUACAAAAAAAGAAAAAAAGUAUUUUUUAUCUAAAUGUAGGAUCUGCAUAUCUGUUAGGUUUUACAAAUUACCAGUGUUUGUCACCUUUUUUGUCUAGGAAUAAAGCAUAAGACUUCAAAUAAAAUUUUGAACCAAAAACAUUUAUAAUGCAGUUGUGGUUUUUCUAUUGCUUUUUUAUACUGUAUCUUAAAAAAUGUCAGGCCGAAAGAGUUUAUUUUGGUGUCAAAAACUAUCCUUCCACUCAUGUAACUAUUUUAAAUGCUAAGAAACAAAAUAAUGAAAGACAUUAAUCAUUGUAUUCAGUAAACAGUUUUUUAGAGAAUGUCUAUCUCAGCUAGCAGGCAGAUGUUUGGUGUAUUAAAUAAAUAGGUCUUUCACCAUUGUAAAUCUUUAGAUAGUAAAGAUAUUCUUGUAAAUGUUUUUCUGAUUGUAAUUAAUUUUUGCAAGUAUAGAAAGCACAUUGUUUCUGUAAUUAUUUAAGAUGCCUGCUUUUUUAUGCAGUUGUGGAAAG
Messenger RNA from Peromyscus eremicus (cactus mouse), 7363 nucleotides. It is a transcript of the gene Zbtb21, whose product is annotated as zinc finger and BTB domain containing 21. The transcript is spliced from 3 exons. The record is from RefSeq and is a predicted model, not a curated record. Lineage: Eukaryota; Metazoa; Chordata; Mammalia; Rodentia; Cricetidae. The coding region runs from base 1711 to 4959 and encodes 1082 amino acids. Gene Ontology annotation, molecular function: DNA-binding transcription factor activity, RNA polymerase II-specific; RNA polymerase II cis-regulatory region sequence-specific DNA binding; protein binding. Gene Ontology annotation, cellular component: nucleus. Gene Ontology annotation, biological process: negative regulation of DNA-templated transcription; regulation of transcription by RNA polymerase II.